UAAGUGUACUGUUCCUUUGUGGCUGGACAAGAACUUCUAACUUUAGGCUGCUGAAGAUGUUGUUACUAUGGAAACAGAUGUUCCUGCUUUUCUUUGUUGGCUGCCUUGGAGAUCUUGAAAACUUGAAGACGAAAAUGAGAAGCACUGUGUCUGUACGAGAAGGACAAGGAGUUGUUCUGCUGUGUGGGCCACCAACUCAUUCUGAAGAACUUUCUUAUGCUUGGAUCUUCAAUGAAUACCCUUCAUUUGUGCAAGAAGACAGUCGGCGAUUUGUUUCUCAGGAAACUGGGCAUCUCUACAUAGCCAAAGUAGAACCAUCUGAUGUAGGAAAUUACACAUGUGUUGUGACCAGUACCAUAACAAACACCAAAAUUCUUGGCACGCCAACACCUUUAGUGCUGCGAACUGAUGGUAUAAUGGGGGAAUAUGAACCCAAAAUAGAAGUUCAGUUUCCUGAAACACUUCCUGCUGCUAAAGGCUCAACUGUAAAACUGGAAUGUUUUGCCCUUGGAAACCCAGUACCUCGGAUUAACUGGAGAAGAACUGAUGGGAUGCCAUUUCCAAGCAAAGUAAUGCUGAGGAAAUUCAAUGGCAUGAUUGAAAUCCCCAAUUUUCAACAAGAAGAUGCUGGUCUUUAUGAGUGCAUUACUGAAAACUCCAGAGGGAGAAAUGUUGCCAGGGGACGACUCACAUAUUAUGCAAAACCUCACUGGGUUCAACUGAUAAAGGAUUUUGAAGCUGCCGUGGAGGACAACUUAUAUUGGGAGUGCAGGGCAAGUGGCAAACCAAAGCCAUCCUACAGGUGGUUGAGAGAUGGAGAACCUCUAAUAUUAGAGGGAAGAAUACAAAUUGAAAAUGGGGCUUUGAUCAUAACAAACCUAAACUUGACAGAUUCUGGCAUAUACCAGUGUGUAGCAGAAAAUAAGCAUGGCACAAUAUAUUCCAGUGCUGAUCUCAGAGUUGUAGCUUCUGCUCCUGAUUUCUCUAAAAAUCCAAUGAAGAAACUGGUUCAGCUUCUAAUGGGCAGCACAGCUCAUUUUGAGUGCAAGCCAAAAGCUUCUCCUAAAGCAACGACUAUUUGGAAAAAGGGAGGUGAGCUGCUCCAAGAAAAUGAAAGAAUAUCAUUGUUAAAAGACGGAGGCCUCCGAAUAGCUAAUGUGAGUAAAUCAGAUGCUGGAAGUUAUACUUGCCUGGCAGAGAACCAGUUUGGAAAAGCUAGUAGCUCAACCAGCUUAUUAGUUACAGAGCCAACUCGGAUAACUCUGGCACCUUCAAAUAUGGAUGUUACUGUAGGGGAAAGUGUAAUCUUGCCCUGCCAAGUUCAGCAUGAUCCACUGCUGGACAUAAGUUUCACAUGGUACUUUAAUAGUGCAUUGACUGACUUCAGAAAAGAUGCAUCUCAUUUUGAGAGAGUAGGUGGGACUGCAUCAGGAGACUUAAUGAUUAGGAAUAUCCAGCUGAAACACAGUGGAAAAUAUGUGUGCAUGGUGAAGACAGAGGUUGAUAGUGUAUCAUCUGCUGCAGAUCUGAUAGUGCGAGGCUCACCUGGACCACCUGAACGUGUAAAAGUCGAUGAAAUAACAGCUACCACAGCUCGGCUGUCUUGGUAUGAGGGCUUAGAUAAUCACAGCCCAGUCACUGGUUAUACUAUACAAGCCAGGACACCAUUUUCAGUGGGUUGGCAGAGAGUCACAACAGUUCCUGAUAUCAUUGAUGGGAAAACCUUCACAGCUAUUACGGUAGACCUAAACCCAUGGGUUGAAUAUGAAUUUCGUGUAGUUGCCACUAACAAAAUUGGAGGUGGAGAACCUAGUUUACCCUCAGAAAAAGUAAGAACUGAAGAGGCAGUUCCCGAAGUACCACCAUCUGAAGUAAGUGGAGGUGGUGGCAGUAGGUCUGAAUUGGUCAUCACGUGGGAUCCUGUUCCUGAAGAAUUACAAAAUGGCGAAGGAUUUGGAUAUGUCGUUGCUUUCCGACCACUUGGCAUUACAAUCUGGAUACAGACAGUUGUUACAUCACCUGACACACCGAGAUACGUCUUUAGAAAUGAAAGCAUCUUGCCGUUUUCACCGUAUGAAGUCAAGGUUGGCGUAUAUAAUAAUAAAGGAGAAGGACCAUUUAGUCCAGUGGCCACAGUGUAUUCUGCUGAAGAGGAGCCUAGCAUAGCACCUUCUGGUGUAUCUGCAAGCAGCCUCUCAUCUUCUGUAAUUGAAGUCUCCUGGAUUUCCAUCCCCUGGAAAAUGAGUAGUGGGAGAUUGCUGGGCUAUGAGGUGAGAUACUGGAAUAAUGGUGGAAAAGAACAGUCCUCACACAGAGUAAAAGCCAUUGGAAAUGAGACGUCAGUAAGAAUAACAGGCUUGAUAAGCAACCUGGUGUACUACACAGCUGUUCGAGCAUACAACAGUGCGGGAGCAGGUCCUUUUAGUGCCACAGUCAAUGCUACCACCAAAAAAACACCGCCCAGCCAGCCUCCAGGAAACAUUGUGUGGAACGUCACAGACUCCAGGGUAGUGCUGAAUUGGGAGCAGGUGCAUGCAAUGGAAAAUGAGUCUGAAGUAAUUGGCUAUAAGGUUUUAUACCGGACUAACAGUCAGAAGCAUCUCAGUGUCCUGGUAACAAACAGAACAUCUGCAGAACUUCUGCUCCCUUUAAAUGAUGACUAUAUUAUAGAAGUGAAAGCAGCAACUGAUGGUGGAGAUGGCAUUAGCAGUGAGCAGAUUAAAGUUCCUAAACUAGCAAGUAUGGAUGCAAGAGGUUCUGGUGCAGCAAUCUUAAACAGUCUAUCCAGCUUUAUGCCAAUAGCACUGUUCUUUAUUUUCAAAGCAGUAUUGUGGUAA
Messenger RNA from Elgaria multicarinata webbii, 2837 nucleotides. It is a transcript of the gene CNTN3, whose product is annotated as contactin 3. The record is from RefSeq and is a predicted model, not a curated record. The transcript is spliced from 20 exons. The coding region runs from base 57 to 2837 and encodes 926 amino acids. Gene Ontology annotation, cellular component: plasma membrane; axon. Gene Ontology annotation, molecular function: cell-cell adhesion mediator activity. Gene Ontology annotation, biological process: axon guidance; cell-cell adhesion; brain development. NCBI's taxonomy places the organism in Eukaryota, Metazoa, Chordata, Lepidosauria, Squamata, Anguidae.